GCGAUGCAUUGAGGCGGACGCGCAGUGGAGGCUAGUAUGGUCCCUUAACGAGAGAUCCGGCGGUGUUCAUCCAGCGGCCCGAUUAUUUCACUCCGGAUGCAACAUAAAUAACACUUCAAUCAAAACGCGAUCUGACGAUUGCAAACUGGAAUAACGCACACUGCAUGACCUUGCAUUGAAUGUCAUAAUAGACGGAUUUUUUUUUAAAGCACCGACACGGUCUCUGGACACAGCCAUGGAGAUUGUUACACACUUAAUUAAUGACACCAUUGAGUUCUACAAAUGGACCUUAACCAUUGCAGACAAGCGGGUGGAGAAAUGGCCCUUGAUGGACAACCCCCUCCCCACGCUGGCCAUCAGCACCUCCUACCUGCUCUUUCUUUGGCUGGGGCCCAAAUACAUGAAAAACAGAGAGCCCUUCCAGCUCCGCAAAACCCUCAUCGUCUACAACUUCAGCAUGGUCUUCCUCAACUUCUUCAUCUUCAAAGAGCUGUUUAUGGCAGCUCGGGCGGCACGCUACAGCUACAUUUGUCAAUCAGUGGAUUAUUCAGACGACCCCAAUGAAGUUCGAGUGGCUGGAGCUCUGUGGUGGUAUUUCAUCUCCAAAGGCAUCGAAUAUCUGGACACCGUGUUUUUCAUCCUGAGAAAGAAAUUCAACCAGGUUACGUUCCUGCACGUCUACCACCACUGCACCAUGUUCACGCUCUGGUGGAUUGGCAUCAAAUGGGUGGCAGGAGGGCAGUCAUUCUUCGGUGCGCACAUGAACGCACUGAUCCAUGUCUUGAUGUAUCUGUAUUAUGGACUGGCCUCCUGUGGACCCAAAAUCCAAAAGUAUCUAUGGUGGAAAAAGUACUUGACCAUCAUCCAGAUGAUUCAGUUCCACGUCACCAUUGGCCACACGGCCUUGUCGCUUUACGUCAACUGUGACUUCCCCCACUGGAUGCACUACUCCCUCAUCUGCUAUGCCAUCACCUUCAUCAUCCUCUUCGGCAACUUCUACUACCAGACCUACCGCCGGCAGCAGCCCUCGCGACGCGACGGCUCGUCCUCCUCCAAAGUGGGCAAGGCUCUUUCCAACGGCGCGCUCAAUGGGCUCAGCAAAGCCGCCAACGGAGCUGUGGUGAUGGGGAGCAAAGAGGAGAAACCCCAGGAAAACUCCGGUAGGAGAAAGAGGAAAGGAAGAGCUAAAAGAGAUUAGAGGAGGAAGAGGAGGAAGAGAGGUUUAGAUGAGGCAAGGCCUCAUUUUGGCUUCUACAUCGAUAGUGUGAAACACAAAAGACUUAAUUUGAUGAGGAUUUAGCUGAUUGGAUGGAUGUGAUGUGUUUAUUUAAGCCAUGAUCUGAGUUCUUGUAGAUAAAUAUGAGACCGGCUUUUGUUGAGAGAGGAUUAAUAUGUUGGAAAGAGGUGUCCAGCGUUAUAACUAAAAUGGACAAAACUAUGAAACCCCCACCCCAAAACA
Messenger RNA from Salarias fasciatus (jewelled blenny), 1459 nucleotides. It is a transcript of the gene elovl4a, whose product is annotated as ELOVL fatty acid elongase 4a. The transcript has 7 exons. Gene Ontology annotation, biological process: fatty acid elongation, saturated fatty acid; sphingolipid biosynthetic process; very long-chain fatty acid biosynthetic process. Gene Ontology annotation, cellular component: endoplasmic reticulum; endoplasmic reticulum membrane. NCBI's taxonomy places the organism in Eukaryota, Metazoa, Chordata, Actinopteri, Blenniiformes, Blenniidae. The record is from RefSeq and is a predicted model, not a curated record. Bases 236 to 1198 code for a protein of 320 amino acids. Gene Ontology annotation, molecular function: fatty acid elongase activity.